This is a messenger RNA of Aspergillus terreus NIH2624, 1500 nucleotides long. Its product is annotated as amidase. Lineage: Eukaryota; Fungi; Ascomycota; Eurotiomycetes; Eurotiales; Aspergillaceae. The transcript has 2 exons. The coding region runs from base 1 to 1500 and encodes 499 amino acids. The record is from RefSeq and is a predicted model, not a curated record.
AUGGGCAUUCACGACCUCACCAUCUCCAGAUUCCAUGCUGCUCUCCGUCAAGGCCGUACGUCGAUUGCCGCCACCGUGUCAGCGUAUUUGACUCAAAUCACUCGACACAAUCCCACCCUGCACGCACUCAUCACCGUUAACCCCAACGCGCUCUCAGAAGCCCAGAAGAAAGAUGCUGCACUGGACUGUCGCAGUGCCUAUACACCAUUGCCACGCUUGCACGGCGUUCCCAUCAUACUCAAAGACACCUACACCACGGCCGGCCUUCGGACUACCUCCGGCGUCCGGGCCUUGGAGACCCUCCAAACCGCGACGAACGCCGCAGUCGUGGACGCUCUCCUCUCCCAAGGUGCCAUCAUCCUCGCCAAAGCUAAUGUGCACGAAUUCUGCCUCCAGGGCGUGACCGCGUCCUCUAUCCAAGGCCAAACUCUCAACCCCUACGACCCCACGCGCACUCCUGGGGGCUCGUCCGGGGGCACCGCCGCCGCACUGGCCGCCAAUAUGGGGCUCGUCGGCUGCGGUGGGGACACGAUGAACUCGCUGCGCUCGCCAGCCUCCGCCUGCGCGAUCGUCGGAUUCCGGCCGACGUAUGGCCAGGUCUCGCGGCGAGGUAUCGUUCCUGUGACGGAGACGCAGGACGUCGUCGGACCUAUGGGUCGGACCGUUGCCGACGUACGAGUCUUGUUUGGGGUGAUGCGCGGGGAGGAUAGAUAUGAUGCCGCAACGGUGAAUCCUUCGCGACAUCGCACCCCGUCGCCCCAUAAGCCGCGUCUGCGUGUCGGCAUCCUUCGGGACUAUUUUGGCGACGCUGACACAGAUGAUGGGGCGGUCGUUAACUCAACCAUCGCUGAUGCGCUGCGUCGCAUGCGAGAGCAGAAGAUAUCUUGCAAGAUCGAGUUUACCGAGCUCCCUCCCCUCCCGGAAUGGGAUAUACCCACCUUACAAGCGACGGCGGACAUGCAGGCGUUCGAGUUCCGAGAGGUCUUCGACGCCUUUCUACAAUCGGUCGAACACACCCCGCAUCGAUCGCUGGCGUCCAUUGUUGCCAGCGGACUCUACCACCGCGACGCGGUCACCCCUGUACUGUACCAGACACUCCAGGACGACGGGGUGUUUACGACCUCCAGCGCGGAGUACCAGUCGCGGCUGCGCCGCAUCGAGGCUCUCAAGCGCUCUGUCGAGAAUGUCUUUACGAAGUACGAUCUCGACGCACUUGUAUAUCCACACCAGCGUCAGUUGGUCGCGCCUGUCGGGUCGAUGGUGCAGCCCGGACGGAAUGGACUAUUGGCUGCACUGACGGGGCGGCCAGCCGUUUGUCUUCCAGCCGGAUUCAGUCCGCCGUCUCCUACCGCACCGCAGGGGAUCCCCAUCGGUCUGGAAUUGAUGGGUCAACCGUGGCAAGACGACGAGCUGCUCAAUCUCGCGGAGCAUUUUGAAUCGGUCAUCCAAGGCCGCAAGGCGCCAGUCGGGUACGAUCCCGUGCCGCGCACAAUGUCUUAA